Messenger RNA from Cornus florida, 2411 nucleotides. RefSeq lists its product as uncharacterized. Bases 669 to 2285 code for a protein of 538 amino acids. NCBI's taxonomy places the organism in Eukaryota, Viridiplantae, Streptophyta, Magnoliopsida, Cornales, Cornaceae. The transcript has 10 exons. Gene Ontology annotation, molecular function: protein binding; DNA binding. The record is from RefSeq and is a predicted model, not a curated record.
UAGCAGUAAUUAUCCUCUCUCUCCUCAGCUGUCUCUCUCCAGUCUCCACAUCUGUCUGUCUGUCUGUCUCUCUCUCUAACUUCCCUGAUAUGGUGCGUAAUACGAAGAGAGAUUCCUGACCGUUUUCAGUACACUUUGGAGUUCGGAAACCUAGCUUAUAACGUCUUCUUCUUCUGUGGUGUCUUUUCACUUAACCAGUACACCGCCUUCUUUUUCCCCUCUUUAUAUACAUACAUACAUACAUGUGUUUGUAUAUAUAAUAUUUAUGUGUGUGUGAGAGCGACAUUUUUCAUCUAUUGUAGCUGGUAACAAUUCGAAACAUUUGAACCGAAGUCAAGUGGCUGAAGAAGGUGUCUGAUCAUACAGAAGACGAAAAUCCAAGUCUAUGGUAUUCUUUUGGCAUUCCCUCACAGCUGUUCAUCCAGAAUUUUGAAAAGGAUUAUAUGCUUGCGGCAAAUGGAAUUUAGCGAACUUGUAUGCUCUUGGGAGGGUAUGAAUGAAUCAGUUGGUUACGUCUGGCUAUGGAGAUGAAUCUAAAUAUUUUCAUGGUGCAUCUUGAGUAGGUUCUUUUCUUUCAUCAUUUUGUUUUGGAGUUAAGUGGGGUAUCUACCAUAUUUUGAAGGGGAGGGUGCUCUACUAGCUUGGGGUUAGUAUAUUAUAUUAAAGACAUGGAUGAGAGAGUCGAAGAUGUGCCAUUUUUUUGGAUGGAAGACUCUAAAGAGCAGUCCUUUCCUAUGAAGAUGAAGAGAAAGGUUAGGUCAAAGAAAUUUGAGUUUGUAGGGUGGGGAUCUAGACCUCUCAUUGAAUUUCUAGAAUCAGUUGGUAAAGAUACCAGCAAGCAGUUGUCACAAGAUGAUGUGAGUGCCAUCAUCAACGAUUAUGUAAAAGAAAAUAAGCUUGUUCACCCGGCAAAAAAAAAGAGAAUUGUGUGUGAUGAGAGGCUUCAUUAUCUUUUUGGAAGGAAAUCAGUUGGUCGAUUUAAAAUCAAUGAUCUUCUGGAAGCUCACUUCACUGAAAACCAAAAUGAAACAGAGGAUGAAUUGUACAGUUCUGAAGAAGGGGAGGAAAGUGUUUAUAAACAACAAAAAGUCUCCAGUUUAGACAAAAAAGCUCCUCCUCAGAAGAAAAAAGUUAUUGAAACCCCAAAAAGCUGUUUUGCAGCUAUUUUAUUUGAUAACAUUCGGCUUGUCUACCUGAAAAGGAGUUUAGUUCAGGAGCUUCUCAAAAAUCCAGAAAUCUUUGAAGAUAAAAUAGUGGGAAGCUUUGUAAGGAUCAAAUCCGACCCAAAUGACUACUUCCAGAAAAACUCGCACCAGCUUGUUCAAGUUUCAGGUGUAAGGAAUGCCUCUGGAAUUGGUGAUAUUGGAUCAGAGAUUCUGCUUCAAGUCUCUAAUUUAGUGAAGGACAUUAACAUUUGCAAGCUGUCAGAUGAUAACUUCACUGAGGAAGAAUGCGAGGAUUUAUGUCAGAGAGUAAGAUCUGGUUUGCUCAAGAGGCCAACUGUUGUGGAGUUUGAAAAGAAGGCACGGAUUUUACAUGAGGAUAUAACAAAGCAUUGGCUUGUGAGAGAAAUUGUAUUGUUGCAAAACCUCAUUGAUCGAGCCAAUGAGAAGGGAUGGCGUAAAGAACUAAAAGAGUAUAUGGAGAGAAAGCAGCUGCUGCAGACACCAUCUGAACAGUCAAGACUGUUGCUUGAAGUUCCGAAAGUAAUUGCUGAUGAAUUAGAGCCGGAAGCUAUACCGCAGGAGGACUUAGGAAGUGGGAAACAAUACAAUAAUGGUUUGCCGGGAUCAACUUAUGAGGGUGCUGCAGAAAUCUCGACUUGUGAUUUGGAAGCAGAUCAAACUCUGCCAGUGCAAAAUUCUGGAAAUGCAGUUACCACAGCAGGUCAGCCUGCUGAUUUUGCCCAACAGCAGAAAGGGCCACCAGUUGUGAUAAGGAGCGAAAGCGGUGGUCAGACGGAGCUUCUAAAUUCAGGAGGGAACAAAAGCUUUCACGAAAUUAUGGACAAGCGGGUUAGGGCUCCUCUGGUGAUUGAUCUGAGCGAUGAUGAUAACGAAACGGAGGGUUGUCAAAACCAGGUUGUUGAUGAUAAUACCGAAAGCUUAAUAUGGUACUAUAUGGAUCCUCAGGGCUUUGUACAGGGGCCUUUUUCAAUGCUUUCACUGAAGCGAUGGAGUGAUGCUUCCUACUUUGGUCAUGACUUCAAGGUUUGGAAGGCUGGUCAGAACCAAGACGCAGCUGUCUUGUUGAUAGAUGUGCUUCGGCGGAUGUUCCCCAAUUGAUGAGAGGGAGAGUCUUCCAUUUGAUAUUCAAUGAUUUCAUGUUCUUAAAUUGUGUAUAAAUUUUCGUUAAGAGAACCUCAGAUUCCCCAUUCAAUGACAAUGUGUGCAAUUUCCCUGCCUCUACCA